AUAACAUUUAACAGUGUAGGGAACCGACUGGCCUUGCAAGAGGUGGGGAGUUUGUAGUUAUGUUAAAAUGUGAGAUUACGGACUACAAGUGUUCAAACAGUGACAGGCCACCGUGAUACAACUUGUAGACACUCCGAGUGCCCACUUGUAAUGAGAUAUGGAAUGACAGCAACGCAAGAAGCAGGCGGGACAGGACCAUGGGUUGUGUUCAGCCCGACGACAGUCGCCUAUUCACUUGGUGCCUUUGGAUAUGCUAAAAUAUUGUCUCCGAUGUAGGCCUCGAGUGAUUUUGGCAGGCAUAAUGCUGUGUGUUUUAUUGAUGUUAAGUGUGUACAAUCUGGCAGUCAUAGGAGCCGUGCCUCUAACUGGCAACGAUUACGUCAUAGCGGUCAGGAAUUCCCUAUCGAAUGUCCAUGCGCCGGAAAAAGUCAUUCGUCAUAACAGAAUGCUUCAAGAUGCAAAUUAUAAAGAUUUUAGUGUGUCGCCGGACUCUGGACAUUUCGCCGGGGGUCAUCUGGAUAAUAACAAGCAUCCCCCGGGGGAAUUAAGUGACAGCAACAUCUACGUGGAUGAUGAUGAUGGGACUGUUGGGGGUGUCCCCCCUGGAGUUACCCCCCUGAGUUCUGGUUUCAAGGAGGGUUACAGGACUAACCCCACCCUAGUAUCAAACGCUACAAAGAAGCUCCCUGAUGCUAUUAUUAUUGGAGUAAAGAAAGGAGGAACGCGGGCGUUACUGGAGUUCCUCAGGAUUCACCCCCGAAUUCGGGCAACUGGGCCGGAGCCACACUUUUUUGAUAGAAACUACAAUGAGGGUUUGGCCUGGUACAGGGAGCAGAUGCCGUUGACGACGCCAGGACAGCUUACCGUCGAGAAGACCCCAAGCUACUUCGUCACCCGCGAUGUCCCCAAGAAGGUCUACAAUAUGUCGAGGAACGUCAAACUCAUCGUUGUGGUCAGGGACCCGGUGGUCAGAGCAAUCUCGGACUACACCCAGGCAGCCAGUAAAAGACCGGGCAUGAAACCCUUUGAACAAAUGGCCCUUCUGGACAACAGGACCGGCCUUGUGAACUCGUCUUGGGGUGCAGUGAGGAUUGGAGUGUACCCCAAACACCUUGACCGGUGGCUCAAACACUUCCCACUCCGUCAGUUCCACUUUGUGAGCGGGGAGAGACUAAUAGUGGACCCGGCUGGCGAAAUGGCCAAAGUUCAGGACUUUCUUGGUCUGGAACGGGUUAUAACGGACAAACACUUUUACCUGAAUCAGACUCGUGGAUUUCCGUGUCUGAAGAAACCAGGAGGUAGUGGCAAACCUCAUUGCUUGGGGAAAACAAAGGGCCGUCAGCACCCUUCAGUGGACCCUCACGUGUUACAAAGACUACGAGACUUCUAUAAACCUUUCAACUUAAAGUUUUACCAAAUGGUUGGCCAGAACUUUAGGUGGCCUACAUGAUAUCGGUGCUCAAAGUCACGUUUUGAUAAAAUGAGAUUGAAAUAAUUUAUUAUAUGUGUGUUACAAGAUUCUUGCCUUUCUACUGGGUCCCACUGUUCUACCUCAUGGCGCUAACUAACUGACCGCUGACCCGAGCCCGGGAUUGAAGAAGAACCAACGUCGGCGAUGAUAUGUCAUCGUUGCACAGAAACUGUGAUGUUCAUGACGCCGAUACCUGUUCAUCAGAUCUGUGUAAAAGCAAGUACAGUGACCAUGGUAGUCCUAACCAUGGCUCAAGUAUGUUCCGGAAGGGCCGGUCUUUGGACUGGACAACCGGACGUCUGGACGUUAACAUUAAUUUAAUUGGUAACGUUUAUUUCAACCCUUUGUGUUGUAACAAAAGGUCUCUGACAUCUUAAACGGCCACACACAUGGAAACCACGUUAGUCAAGAUAACUGUUAAUCUGCAAACCCUGUUAAUCCAGAAGUUCAGCAAGUGCUGUUGGUACAUCUGUACAGAUUCCAAGAAACAUUACACAAUACAAAUGACUCUUUAACCAGGACAUUUGUUAAUCUGGACGAUUUCAGUGGGGAUCUGGAUUAACGGGUUUUGUUAAGUAUUUGUUGAUUUCAAGCGCUUUUAUACACCCAGUUAAUAUUAUGUUGAAAACAAAGGUAAAAAGCUUUUGCAAUUUUUAACGGACCUGAAACAAAGUAUUACAGAGGUAUUGUAGCACGUUGCACACGAUCUCUGUGUAUAGUUUCGUAUAGCCAUUGUGAUGUCCCUUGCUGUCGUUGGUCAAACAAUGUCUGCAGGAAUAUUUCUGCCAUGGUUUCUUGCCAGAUGUCCGACGAGAAGUCUUAUUUUUAUAAAUCUCGUCCUGUAUUAUUUUCAAGCCUGACAGAUUUUUCAAUUGCCAGUAACAGAAUGUGCUUAUUUUUCUACACGAGUCUGUACGCCACAGCUCGCCACUGUGUAGUUGUAUGUGGGACACUCUGAUGUGAUAGGAUUUGAAUGAGUUACACACAAACCACCCAUGGCAAUAUACUCUUGACAGAGCGGCUAAGGAUGAUCGGACUCGCUGCCACUGCGCAUGCGUCCGUUCUUACAAUCAGUCUGUUACUUGUUCCGGUUGAAAGUUAAGCUUAACCUUGACUUGAUCCAUACGCUCUGGAAGCUAAGGAGGGAAUGGCGGGAAACGGAAACACUUAGUCAUCAGAAUAAGAAUUCAGAUUUGAUAGAGGUGGGAUGACUGUAGAUCGGAAAUGAACUUCUGCCAGACUACCCCCAUGCUCCCUGGUCAUUGCGAUGAGGCGUCGUUACCCUGAAAUCGUUGUCGUUUAAUUGUUAAAUACGGGCCUAAUCAAAAUUUAAACCUUAUUCAGGGCGUGGGCAUCUGCAAUAAACAUGAUUGGCUGCCACAGGUUUGGACGUAUGUAAAGGCAAGAUGAUAUUGACAACUGCACAUAGAUAUGUACACUGACUCGCGUGUGAUAUUGCCUUGUAUGAAUGAGAGAGUGUACAACCGACAUUGUAUUCUAUAGAUUGACAUUACUAUGUAAUGUCACAUGACUAUUAUCAUAAAAAUAUCAGUAUACGCCUUUUAGUUACAGAUUGGGGGACUUCUUCACUCUUUCUAAAAAUGAAACCAAUGCAUAUUUGAAUUGCUUUAAAUCUCAAUGAUAUUUAAAAAAGUAUUAAAAAAUUAAAUCAAAUUAUUGUUAAAUGACAGUACCGUUUACAAUAUUGCUGUUUGUCGUUGCGAUAAAAUAAUGGAUUUUAGUCGUGACAUUGUUCUAAGGUAUUGUUAUGUUCAUUGCAACGAGGACUGUUGUUAGUUAUGUGAACGCUUUGAGCAAUUCGCAUAUUUGUUGUAUAUUUCUUACAAUGCAUUAAGUGCUACUGUGUCCUCAGACACUGUAUAUCCUAAAUUAUUCCUGUUUAAAACAGUGUCGGGGUCAAGGUCAGGUAUGUGUAUGUCCUUGACCUCAGGUAGAACUCCGGACUCAAUUCGACAAUGCAUCUUGAAGAAUAUUGCGUUUGUAAUGUGAUACGUUAUUAGACUUCUGUUAUUAUGUUUUGUAAGCAGUGCGAUUUAAUUUUUUUUGUUGCUACAACGAUUGAUUGCCUUCUGAUGUAUAGCAUAAUACCACUAAUUAUGAAUUAUCCUCUCUUGAAACGCCAUCGACAGUAUAUAUCAAUGUGUCCGAAGAUGUUGGUCAAUGGGCACUGAUUGUCGUCCAGAUCACUCUCGGUUGCGCAAGUAUACCUCACGUUCCCAAUUAUGUUCAAGUACUUAUGGAAUCCAUUUCCUCGUUUGUCCAUGAAAACAGGGUCAAUAUUCUAUUCAUGCGCUAUUCAUAUCUAUUCGCACCAGUAACUAAUGCUAAUCAUUAUACCCAGGCGAUGUUGCCAGAGGGGCUACGUUGUUUUGCCAAAUAUGAAUCUACCGAUCUGAUACGCAUGUAGCAUAUGAAAUCCAUGUAAAACUGUGAAUAUUAGAUUUUUUUAAACCGCAGGAAAGUCCACUUAUAGUACUGUUAUCAUCCUGUACAUAUCACAAUCUCUCGCGAGAUCACGUAGAACCGGAAGUCGAUAGCAGAUUCGCUUGGAGAAAGGGCAUCGUGCUGAGUGAUACAAAUGUGUGACGAUAAUUACAAAUAUUGUCUGGAAAUAUUAUAUAAUGUUAGAACCAGGGGGAGAAAAUUCUACUAAUUUCUCAGAGUCAGUUCCGGGUAAACUGAACAUUGGUUAUACCGAAUCUCAAUGUAAACCCUUAAUGGUAAAUGUUAAAGUUAUGCCCAAGUUCGGUAUACACGGACUUGCCAGUGCCCCGAUCCGAGUGACGUCUAUAUCGACUUCUGAAUGUAUGAAUGAUGUAUGAUCCUCUAUGGAUCCUUGGACCAUUUGCAUGGAGAUGUUGUUGUUGAAACAGUGCAAAUAAACAUAUUUUAAGAUA
Haliotis rubra (blacklip abalone) is the source of this 4389-nucleotide messenger RNA. Its product is annotated as heparan sulfate glucosamine 3-O-sulfotransferase 6-like. The transcript has 2 exons. The record is from RefSeq and is a predicted model, not a curated record. The coding region runs from base 251 to 1450 and encodes 399 amino acids. NCBI's taxonomy places the organism in Eukaryota, Metazoa, Mollusca, Gastropoda, Lepetellida, Haliotidae. Gene Ontology annotation, molecular function: [heparan sulfate]-glucosamine 3-sulfotransferase activity.